This is a messenger RNA of Carassius carassius (crucian carp), 4314 nucleotides long. Its product is annotated as NACHT, LRR and PYD domains-containing protein 12-like. The transcript has 17 exons. Bases 1 to 4314 code for a protein of 1437 amino acids. Gene Ontology annotation, molecular function: protein binding. NCBI's taxonomy places the organism in Eukaryota, Metazoa, Chordata, Actinopteri, Cypriniformes, Cyprinidae. The record is from RefSeq and is a predicted model, not a curated record.
AUGAAGCAAGAUGAAGCUGCUGAUACUCUAGAAGAUGAACUGAUCUUCAUUCAUCAGCUAAAGUGUAGCCUAAAGAAGAAGUAUCAAUGUGUGUUUGAAGGAAUUGCAAAGCAAGGAGACUCUACACUUCUGAAGAACAUCUACACAGAUCUCUAUAUCACUCAGGGUUGUAGUGAACAGGUCAAUACUGAACAUGAGAUGAGACAGAUUGAAGUUGCUUCCAGACGUCAUGAAUCACAGGAGAUACAGGUUGAGUGCAAACAUUUGUUUGAAGCACCUGAACAAGACAAGCAGAUCAGAACUGUACUGACAAAAGGAGUUGCUGGCAUCGGAAAAUCAGUCUCUGUGCAGAAGUUUGUUCUGGAUUGGGCCGAAGGAAAAGAAAAUCAAGAUAUCAGCUUCAUAUUUCCUCUUCCAUUUAGAGAGAUGAACUUAAAGGAGCAAGAAAAACUAAGUUUGAUGGACCUUAUAACACAGUUUUUCCCAGAGACAAAAGGACUGAACCUUACAAGAAGAAAUCAAUUCAAAGUCUUGUUCAUUCUUGAUGGAUUGGAUGAAUGUCGUCUUCCUGUAAACUUUAAGGACAAUGAGACAUGGUCUGAUGUUUCAUCACCAGUCUCUCUGGAUGUUCUCCUGACGAACCUCAUCAAGGGAAAUCUGCUUCCUUCUGCUCUCAUCUGGAUCACCAGCAGACCAGCAGCUGCCAGUAAGAUUCCUCCUGACUGUAUCGACCGGCUGACAGAGAUACGAGGAUUCAAUGAUGCACAAAAGGAGGAGUACUUCAGAAAAAGAUUCACGGAUGAGAAUCAGGCCAAAGAAAUCAUUGAUCAUGUUAAACAAUCAAAGAGUCUCUUUAUCAUGUGCCACAUCCCAGUCUUCUGCUGGAUUUCAGCCACUGUUCUCCAGAACAUUUUAGAGGAGAAAAGAAAUAAUGUUGUGAAAAACAAUCAGGCUGAUGAUAUCUCCAAAACACUGCAGGAGUCAAAUACUGAAGACACUCCUAAGACUCUGACACAAAUGUACACACACUUCCUCAGAUUUCAGAUCCAGCAGAGCAGACGAAAGUAUGAUGGAGAAUACACACCAGAUGUUUCCUGGGAUAAAGAUGCCAUCUUUUCACUGGGGAAACUGGCAUUUGAUCAGCUGGAAAGAAACAAUGUGAUCUUCUAUGACACAGAUCUGGAAGCCUGUGGUAUUGACGUCUAUAAGGCAUCAGUGUACUCAGGCAUGUGUACCCAGAUCUUUAAGGAGGAAACAGGGAUCACUCUUGGUACCAUGUACUGCUUCGUUCACUUGAGCAUUCAAGAGUUUAUUGCAGCCCUUUAUGCACAUCUGUUUCUAGACAUGAAGAAGAAAAGUAUAUUUGUUCAUGCGUCUACAAAAUGGAAAUAUAAAAGUAAAACAAUGAUUGAUUUGCUCAAGACUGCAGUGGACAAGGCACUAGAGAGUGAUAAUGGACACCUGGAUCUUUUUCUUCGCUUCCUCCUUGGUUUGUCACUUCAGUCCAAUCAGAGACUCUUACAGGGUCUGUUGACACAGGAAAAUAGAAAUGAGCAGAGCAAAAAGGAAAUAGUUCAGUACAUCAAGCAGAAAUUAGAGUCUAAUCUGUCUCCAGAGAGAUCCAUCAAUCUGUUCUACUGUCUGAAUGAACUGAACGACCAAACUCUGGUGAAAGACAUUCAGACCCACCUUAGCAAAGGAAGUCUCUCAUCUGCUGAUCUUUCACCUGCCCAGUGGUCUGCUUUGGUCUUUGUGUUGUUGACAUCAGAGGAGGAGCUGGAGGAGUUUGAGCUUCAGAAAUUCAAGAAAUCAGACAAGUGUCUCAUUAGAUUAUCAGCGGUCAUCAAAACCUGCAAAAGAGCUCUGCUAAAUGAUUGUGGUUUAACAGACAAAAGCUGUCCAGCUCUGGCUUCAGUUCUUGGAUCAGAUACCAAUCUGAAAGAGCUGAACAUGAACAAUAAUAAUCUGCAGGAUUAUGGAGUUAAAAUGCUCUGCACUGGAUUGAAAAAUAUUAAUUGCAAAUUAGAGAUACUCAGACUUUCAGACUGCAGUAUCACUGAAGAAGGUUAUAAAGCUCUGUCUUCAGCUCUGAGAUCAAACCCUUCACACCUGAUAGAGCUGGAUCUCACAGGAAAUGAUCCUGGAGAAUCAGGAGUGAAGCUGCUCAGUGAUUUACUACAGGAUCCAAACUGUCAACUCAACACACUGAGGUUUUUGGGUCCUGCUGCAGAUGAAGCCUGUCAGUAUGUGACUGGAAUUGUGGGUAAAAACCCGUUACUCCUGAGAGAGCUGGAUCUGAGUGGACGUAAACUAGGAGACACAGGAGUGAAUCAGAUCUCUGCUCUACUGCAGGAUAAACACUGUACACUCAACACACUGAUACUUUCAGACUGCAGUAUCAGUGAAGAAGGUUAUAAAGCUCUGUCUUCAGCUCUGAGAUCAAACCCUUCACACCUGAUAGAGCUGGAUCUCACAGGAAAUGAUCCUGGAGAAUCAGGAGUGAAGCUGCUCAGUGAUUUACUACAGGAUCCAAACUGUCAACUCAACACACUGAGGUUCUUGGGUCCUGCUGCAGAUGAAGGCUGUCAGUAUGUGACUGGAAUUGUGGGUAAAAACCCGUUACUCCUGAGAGAGCUGAAUCUGAGUGGACGUAAACUAGGAGACACAGGAGUGAAUCAGAUCUCUGCUCUACUGCAGGAUAAACACUGUACACUCAACACACUGAAUCUGCGUUAUUGCAGUAUUACAGAGAAACAGUGUCUCGUCCUGACUUCAGCUCUGAAAUCAAACCCAUCACACCUGAGAGAACUGAACCUGAGCUGGAAUAAACUACUAGGAGACUCUGGAGUGAAACACCUCAGUGAUCUACUGAUGAACACACAAUUCAAGCUGGAGAAACUAGAUCUGUGGAGAUGCAGUAUUACAGAGAAACAGUGUCUCAUCCUGACUUCAGCUCUGAAAUCAAACCCAUCACACCUGAGAGAACUGAACCUGAGCGGGAAUAAACUACUAGGAGACUCUGGAGUGAAACACCUCAGUGAUCUACUGAUGAACACACAAUUCAAGCUGGAGAAACUAGUUCUGAGUAGAUGCAGUAUUACAGAGAAACAGUGUCUCAUCCUGACUUCAGCUCUGAAAUCAAACCCAUCACACCUGAGAGAACUGAACCUGAGCUGGAAUAAACUACUAGGAGACUCUGGAGUGAAACACCUCAGUGAUCUACUGAUGAACACACAAUUCAAGCUGGAGAAACUAGAUCUGUGUGGAUGCAGUAUUACAGAGAAACAGUGUCUCAUCCUGACUUCAGCUCUGAAAUCAAACCCAUCACACCUGAGAGAACUGGACCUGAGCUGGAAUGAACUACUAGGAGACUCUGGAGUGAAACACCUCAGUGAUCUACUGAUGAACACACAAUUCAAGCUGGAGAAACUAGAUCUGUGUGGAUGCAGUAUUACAGAGAAACAGUGUCUCAUCCUGACUUCAGCUCUGAAAUCAAACCCAUCACACCUGAGAGAACUGAACCUGAGCGGGAAUAAACUACUAGGAGACUCUGGAGUGAAACACCUCAGUGAUCUACUGAUGAACACACAAUUCAAGCUGGAGAAACUAGAUCUGCGUGGAUGCAGUAUUACAGAGAAACAGUGUCUCAUCCUGACUUCAGCUCUGAAAUCAAACCCAUCACACCUGAGAGAACUGAACCUGAGCGGGAAUAAACUACUAGGAGACUCUGGAGUGAAACACCUCAGUGAUCUACUGAUGAACACACAAUUCAAGCUGGAGAAACUAGAUCUGUGUGAAUGCAGUAUUACAGAGAAACAGUGUCUCAUCCUGACUUCAGCUCUGAAAUCAAACCCAUCACACCUGAGAGAACUGAAGCUGAGUGAGAAUCAAAUAAAAAACCCAGGAGUGAAUCACUUAUGUGACGUACUGAAGGAUUCACGCUGUAAACUGGAGAGAUUGAGUCUGCGUGGAUGCAGUAUUACAGAGAAACAGUGUCUCAUCCUGACUUCAGCUCUGAAAUCAAACCCAUCACACCUGAGAGAACUGAACCUGAGUCUGAAUCAAAUAAAAAACCCAGGAGUGAAUCACUUAUGUGACGUACUGAAGGAUUCACGCUGUAAACUGGAGAGAUUGAGUCUUCGUUACUGUGACAUUACAGAUGUUUCUUCUUUAACUCAGUCUUUGACAAACACAAAAGCUCUGCAGUUUCUAAAAGAGCUUGAUCUGAGAGAUAAUAAGAUUGGAGACUCAAAGCAGAAGCUCAUUGAUGUGCUACGAGACUCAAACUGUGAACUGAGUGUUGAUAAAGAUUGA